Messenger RNA from Oryza sativa Japonica Group (Japanese rice), 1392 nucleotides. Its product is annotated as 2-alkenal reductase (NADP(+)-dependent). NCBI's taxonomy places the organism in Eukaryota, Viridiplantae, Streptophyta, Magnoliopsida, Poales, Poaceae. Gene Ontology annotation, molecular function: 2-alkenal reductase [NAD(P)H] activity. The record is from RefSeq and is a predicted model, not a curated record.
CUGUGCAGCAAGCAGGCAUCCAAUUGUAGCUUGGUUAGGCAGACCCUCCCAGUUCAUUCGGAGAAGAAAGGGUAGGACGAGGGCAACAAUGGCGGCGACGGUGGUGAGCAACAAGAGGGUGAUACUGAAGCGGUACGUGACGGGACUUGUCUCGGAGGACGACAUGGAGGUGGUGACGGUGGAGGCACCGCCGCUGGCCGUGCCGGCAGGGUCGAAGACGGUGGUGGUCAAGAACCUGUAUAUCUCAUGCGACCCCUACAUGCGUAACCGGAUGACCUACCACGAGGAGCCUAGCUAUGUUCCGGACUUUGUUCUAGGAGAGGUUUUGGUAAAUUUUGGCGUGAUGAAGGUGAUAUCAUCUGGGCACCAGGAUUUCAAGGCAGGUGAUCUUGUUUGGGGGAUAACCGGAUGGGAAGAAUAUACGGUGAUCAACAAUCCAGAAACACUUUUCAAGAUCAAUCACCCUGAACUUCCUCUGUCCUACUACACUGGUAUUCUGGGAAUGCCAGGGCUUACUGCCUAUGGUGGAUUCUUUGAAGUGGCCAAGCCAAAGAAAGGUGAAUAUGUCUUCAUCUCAUCAGCAUUCGGCGCCGUAGGUCAGAUUGUUGGGCAGCUUGCUAAGAUCACAGGAUGCUACGUGGUUGGUAGUGCUGGUUCUGAUGAAAAGGUCAACUUAUUGAAGACCAAAUUUGGCUUUGACGAUGCUUUCAACUACAAGAAGGAGCUAGACCUCGAGGCAGCCCUAAAGAGGUGUUUUCCAGAUGGUAUCGACAUCUACUUCGAGAAUGUAGGUGGUGCAAUGCUAGACGCAGUGCUACCUAACAUGCGGGUAGCUGGCCGCAUAGCGGCAUGCGGGAUGAUCUCACAGUACAACCUGGAGCAGCCGGAGGGAGUGUAUAACAUGAUUUGCAUCGUCACCAAGCGCCUACGCAUGCAGGGAUUCCUUGUGUUUGACUUCUAUGAUAUGUACUACCAGAUCGAGGAGCAGAUUGCCGGGUACCUGAAGGAAGGGAAGGUGGCAUACACAGAGGAUGUCGUUGAGGGGCUCGACGCUGCGCCGGCAGCACUUGUCAAGCUCUUUACUAGCAGCAGCAUCGGCAAACAGCUCGUUGCCGUCGCACGGGAGUGAUACGGUGCCAUGUUGCUCGGUACGUGAGUUGGCAUUAUUCAGUAGCGUACUUGUUCAAAAUUUAGAUAUAAGGGCUUCCAGUUUAGCUUGUUGGAUUCAGAAAUAAAGAACUGAUAUGUUCAGAACAGUUCGGUUGUGUGUUUGGUAUUGUACUGCGUUAGAAAAUUAAGUACAAUAAUUAUUUCUUUAUUUAUUUUAAAGAACAGGCACAAGACAGUGCCAAUUUCAUUUAAUAAAAGGAGUAAAAAUUUACAAGUGUGCAA